Trypanosoma conorhini is the source of this 1440-nucleotide messenger RNA. RefSeq lists its product as uncharacterized. The transcript has a single exon. Bases 1 to 1440 code for a protein of 479 amino acids. Lineage: Eukaryota; Euglenozoa; Kinetoplastea; Trypanosomatida; Trypanosomatidae. The record is from RefSeq and is a predicted model, not a curated record.
AUGCUUUUGCCGACUGCGAAGGCCAGUGUCACUGAGAAGCAGCCUGUCGUGGAUGCCAUGCUUGAUGCAUGCGGUGCAACCUAUCACGUGACCCCGGCGGGGGGCUUCCUUGUGGCCGCCAACUCACUUGUAGAGAUGCAUAGGAUAAUGCAGGAAACUGCCGAGCGGCACGCAACCCUCAUCCAGGCGUUUGCGCGGACGCUUUCCUGCUGCACCACCCUGCAGAGACGUAUUUCGGUGUGGGCGGACCUUCUACGAGACAUUGACUCGCGGCGGAAGCGGGUCGCUGAGGAGGAACGGCACCGGUUCCAGAAUCGUGGGCUGCAUCUCGCCCAAUUGCUGGACCUCAUGGAAGACGAGAAUACCGCUCGCUCCGCGGUGAAGGAAGAGUGCUGGGGAGAGUACAUGGCACUCCAACACUCGUUUCAAGAGCAGAUGGAGGUGCUUCUGGUACAAGUGGUCGUCUCUUCCGUUUGCAAGAGGGAGAAGCAGCUGCAUUUGACUCGGCAGCAAAAUUGUAGGGAGAAACUCGACAUGAUUCGGGGUUACAUCCGGCAGCGGGUAGAGCAACACCGGGCCCGUUUGGAUAGCGUGGUUGAGGCGCAGUUGGGAGGCAGAAAUCAGCGCCAGGGCGCACAAGAGCUUGCCCGCGCGCACGCGCAUCUGCUUCGCGAGCGGGAGCAAAGCGAGCUGCGGCGCAGGAAGUUUGAGGCGGCGAUGGAGCGCACGCGUUCCAAGAGCGAGUCAUCGCGCGCGGCACGUGAAGAGGCAGUCCACGCGAGUAAAGAGAAGUUAUGGCGCCGCCACCACCAAAACCGAGCUGCCCGUGAGAGACUUCAGCAGGCACGUGACGACUUUAACGAAACUCUACAGGCGCAAGUACUUCUGCAGGACAUGGAGGCCAAAAUGACACGCCAGGUGAAGGACGAAAUUGCGUCUUUCCGCCGGCAGGAGACGGAGCAUGUUGCGCAGCGACUACGCCAGGAGCGACAGCGGGGGGAUGAGGCCGCCAUUCGGGCUGCGAAGGCGAAGGAGCGGAAAACUAUGCAGCAUGAGCUUCGCUUGCGGCAAGCGAAGGAGGAGGAAGAGCGCCGAAAACGACAUGCGAUGCAAAAGCAACUUGACAUGCAGCAGAGGGAGCGGCGGGCGGCGGAGCGCUUAGAAAGGGCGAGAGAGCAACAAAAGCGGAGGCUCAUGCGUGAGCUCAUUGGGGUGGAGGCCUCUCUCCGGAAGUUGCCGCUGUAUGAGCACCGGGCCGGACGAACCUCCCUCCGCGCGAAUAGGUGCGACGACCAACUUGGUGAGCCACUCGUGCUUACAAGUGGGAAAAAGACGUAUACGCGAAUCCUCUCUGAGUCCUCGUUGCGUGGUUUGUUCGAGUACCACGCGACAAAACCGCGUGCAGGCUCGCCGUACCCGUACGCCACGCCCGGACGGUAA